AUGGCUUUCCUCCCUGGAAACUCCUCUGACUGCUCCAACUGCACCCACUCUGUGGGGCCUGUGAACGUUACAAAGGCCAUUUUACUAGGUGUUAUUCUAGGGGGGCUGAUUGUUUUUGGGGUUUUGGGUAAUAUCCUGGUGAUUCUCUCUGUAGCCUGCCACAGACACCUUCAGAGUGUUACCCACUAUUACAUCAUUAACCUGGCUAUAGCUGACCUCCUCUUGACUUCCACUGUCCUGCCCUUCUCAGCUACUAUGGAGAUUUUGGGCUACUGGGUCUUUGGGAGGAUCUUCUGCAACAUCUGGGCAGCUGUUGACGUCCUUUGCUGCACUGCUUCCAUUAUGAGCCUCUGUAUCAUCUCGAUAGAUAGAUACAUUGGGGUGAGCUACCCACUGAGAUACCCAAGUAUAGUGACAGAGAAGAGGGGUCUCCUGGCGUUACUGUGUGUUUGGGCAUUGUCCCUGGUGAUAUCAAUUGGACCUCUUUUUGGCUGGAAGGAACCAGCACCAGAAGAUGAGACCAUCUGUCAAAUCACUGAGGAGCCUGGCUACGUGUUGUUCUCUGCUCUAGGCUCCUUCUACCUCCCCCUGACUAUUAUCUUGGUGAUGUAUUGCCGAGUAUAUGUAGUGGCCAAAAGGGAAAACAAAGGUCUCACUUCUGGUCUGAAGACAGAGAGAUCUCGUUCUGAAGAAGUCACCCUACGGAUCCACCGUAAAAAUGCUCCUGAAGCGAGCGGGUCAGCAUCCAACCCCAAGAGCAAGCACCACUUCUCAGUGCGGCUCCUCAAGUUCUCCAGGGAAAAGAAAGCUGCCAAGACCCUGGGAAUAGUGGUGGGAUGCUUCGUUCUCUGCUGGCUUCCAUUUUUUGUAGUAAUGCCUCUUGGUUCUUUCUUUCCUGCAAUCAAACCCCCGGACACACUCUUUAAAAUAACAUUUUGGCUUGGCUAUUUAAACAGCUGCAUCAACCCCAUCAUCUAUCCCUGCUCAAGCCAAGAGUUUAAGAAAGCCUUCCAAAAUGUCCUGAGAGCGCAGUGCCUCCAGAGGAAGCAAGCAACAAAGAAGCAAUCCCCAAGCUUCAACCUCAACCAUCCCACUGGCCAAAGCACAGAAAGUGGCAAAGGUGUGGUCCGGAUCCCUGCUGGCUCAGGAGAAACCUUCUAUAAGAUCUCCAAGUCGGAUGGGGUCUGUGAAUGGAAGAUUUUCUCGGCUGUGCAGAGCAUGCCUGCCAGAAAUGCAGUUUCUAAAGACUGUACUGCUGCCAAAGUGAAAAGUAAAGGUUUCCUCCAGGAAUGCUGCUGUGCAGGCACUUCAAGGAACCUUGUCCAUGAAAACUGCAAAGUGCCAACCAUUAAAAUACACACCAUGUCCCUCAGUGAAAAUGGGGAGGACGUCUAA
Messenger RNA from Nestor notabilis (Kea), 1395 nucleotides. RefSeq names its product adrenoceptor alpha 1A (gene ADRA1A). Gene Ontology annotation, biological process: phospholipase C-activating G protein-coupled receptor signaling pathway; regulation of vasoconstriction; positive regulation of cytosolic calcium ion concentration. The transcript is spliced from 2 exons. The coding region runs from base 1 to 1395 and encodes 464 amino acids. Gene Ontology annotation, cellular component: membrane. The record is from RefSeq and is a predicted model, not a curated record. Gene Ontology annotation, molecular function: alpha1-adrenergic receptor activity. Lineage: Eukaryota; Metazoa; Chordata; Aves; Psittaciformes; Psittacidae.